AUGGAAAAGAUGUGGUCAUGUCUUCAGCUCCCACAAUAACCUCCUCCCCCCUGGAUCCAAACGCCCCCUUGUUCGUCCCAAUGUUCUUCCGUACUGUGGAGGAUUUCUCCGAUCAGUGGUGGCACCUCGUCCAUUCUUCCCCCUGCUUCCGCCACUACUGGCUCCGCGAGUGCUUUCAAGAUCCCCAAGCCCUGGAAGAUCCCCAUCAGAACGCUUUCUUUGACGAUCAACUUCUAUUUCAACUAUGCUCACAGAAUGCAUUAGAGGAGGAGGAGGAGGCGGCUGGGAAGUAUCAUAGGGAAUUGGUGACUAUGGGGGCGUUGAAAUGGCGACGAGAUUCGGGCUGGGCAGAACUACCGAGGUAUGCUCAGAAGGUUCCUAAGAUUGCCAAGGUCAGGAUGGUCAGUCCGCGGACCAUUCAGCAGCCGAGGUAGACUCUUCUUUCUCGGAGCCCUCGCUCUCAACCCCGUCUGUACAGUGACACUCUCAUCUCGGCCUUUCUUUUCUCCGCUUGAUGUAUUACCUGUAUUUAGCAUUAAAUAAAACGACAAGCUUGAUCUUGGCCGUCGUUAAGACUCUGAAUGAAGUCAAGUUCCUUUUUAUGUUGGUAAAAA
Neltuma alba is the source of this 614-nucleotide messenger RNA. Its product is annotated as protein EARLY RESPONSIVE TO DEHYDRATION 15-like. Lineage: Eukaryota; Viridiplantae; Streptophyta; Magnoliopsida; Fabales; Fabaceae. The record is from RefSeq and is a predicted model, not a curated record. The coding region runs from base 18 to 434 and encodes 138 amino acids. The transcript has 4 exons.